This is a messenger RNA of Loa loa (African eye worm), 600 nucleotides long. RefSeq lists its product as hypothetical. The coding region runs from base 1 to 600 and encodes 199 amino acids. NCBI's taxonomy places the organism in Eukaryota, Metazoa, Nematoda, Chromadorea, Rhabditida, Onchocercidae. The record is from RefSeq and is a predicted model, not a curated record. The transcript is spliced from 4 exons.
AUGGGUAAAAAUGAAUUUGGCCGAAAUAUUAUUAUUGAUGAAAUUCCACCGGGUGAAUAUCAAAUGAAUGAGCGAUUACCGCCCCUUCGCAAAGCAGUGAAACGGAAAACUAUACAGGCCCUUGAAAAUGAUCCUUAUAUUUUAUCUUGCCCACAGAAAGAAUUUGGCAUUUUUUGGGCAUUAAAUGAAACAUACAUCUCAUCUACUUCACUGCUGGUACAGUAUCCCGAUAAAAGGAUUUAUAUUGACGGUGAUAAUCAGCUUAUCAUCAACUAUCUCAAACUGGAAGAUGAUGAAAGUUUCUUUAGCUGUCACCGAGCAUACGAUGGCGAUGUAUUAAGAACAUUUAGUUUCAUUGUCAAUAAAGGUAAACAGCGCCAGGAAAUUGUCGAAUAUGUUAAUUUUGGUAUCAGGUAUGGUGCAUUUUUACUCAUAUUGUUGAUGGUACUAUCCAUUACUUUGAAUGUAAGUGUCCAUUCGGAAAAGUAUCGACGUGAGGUUGCGCUAAAACAGUACACUAAUAAGCAAUUCAAUAAACCGAAUAAUGUCAAUUCUAAAUAUGAAGGACAGAAUUUUUCAGUUGAACCUUAUAAAACAUGA